This is a messenger RNA of Corythoichthys intestinalis (scribbled pipefish), 3739 nucleotides long. It is a transcript of the gene dvl2, whose product is annotated as dishevelled segment polarity protein 2. Gene Ontology annotation, molecular function: frizzled binding. Gene Ontology annotation, biological process: intracellular signal transduction; canonical Wnt signaling pathway. Lineage: Eukaryota; Metazoa; Chordata; Actinopteri; Syngnathiformes; Syngnathidae. The record is from RefSeq and is a predicted model, not a curated record. The transcript has 14 exons. Gene Ontology annotation, cellular component: cytosol. Bases 325 to 2694 code for a protein of 789 amino acids.
GGCUGGCAAGAAAAAAAAGUGGUGAAAAGUUUUUGGGAGCUCCCCCCCGCCCCCGUGUGUUUUUGUUUGGGGGGUUCGACUCGUUCGGUUCGCGUUAAUGUGGUCUUCCCCCCGCUAAAAUGUGGUUAAAACGGGAGUGUGUUUUUUUGUUUGGAUCUACUGAGCGACGGGACGCUUAAAGCUUCGACUAAAAGGGGACGAAAAUCUCAGCGACCACCGUCGGUUCACCUCUGCGGGUCGGUCCGUCUCGUUAGCCACCUAGCUUGCUAAGGGCUGCUAGUUGACCCGAAGACAAAAAAAAAAAAAAAAAAAACAGCCGCGGACAUGGCGGAAACCAAAAUCAUCUAUCAUAUCGACGAGGAGGAGACUCCGUAUUUGGUAAAGAUCCCCAUCGGCGCCGAAAGUAUCACUCUGUUGGACUUUAAGCAAGUCUUGAACAAGCCCAACUACAAGUUCUUCUUCAAAUCCAUGGACCAGGACUUUGGGGUGGUGAAGGAAGAAAUUUCAGAUGACAGCGCAAAGUUGCCAUGCUUUAAUGGUCGCGUGGUCUCCUGGCUCGUGUCUUCGGACGCUCCGGCCACAGAAUCUGCAGCUCCGGCGGCAAUCCCCGCUGCGGAGACGUCUGUCCAGCCUUCGCCCCCUCCUCCGCCCCUGCCGCCCCCGCCCGCAGAGAGGACCGGGGGCAUCGGAGACUCCAGACCGCCCUCCUUCCACCCCAACGCGACGGGUAGUGUGGAGACUUUGGACGAGCAGACCGAAACGGAGUCCGUUGUUUCCUUCAGGAGAGAGAGACCUCGACACAGGGAUAGCGUGGAGCAACAUGGUAAGCCAUCGAAAUGGUCGUCGCGACAUACUCGAGGGAGACAAAACCCUGACGUCAGGUGUCUCUCAGGGCCUCGCGUCAACGGACAAAGUCGCUUGGAGCGGCACUUAGCAGGGUACGAGAGCUCCAGCACGAUGAUGAGCAGUGAGCUGGAAACAACCAGUUUCUGCGACUCUGAGGACGACGACACCAUGAGCAGGUUCAGCAGCGCAACAGAACAGAGUACGGCCUCCAGACUCUUGAAACGGCAUCGGCGACGCAGGAAACAGCGCCCCCCUCGCUUAGAGAGGGCUUCCUCUUUCAGCAGUGUGACGGAUUCCACCAUGUCGUUGAACAUCAUCACCGUGACCUUGAACAUGGAGAAGUACAACUUCCUGGGCAUUAGCAUUGUGGGCCAAAGCAAUGAAAGGGGCGAUGGCGGCAUCUACAUUGGUUCAAUCAUGAAGGGCGGGGCCGUGGCCGCCGAUGGACGCAUCGAACCCGGAGACAUGCUAUUGCAGGUCAACGACAUCAACUUUGAGAAUAUGAGCAACGACGACGCAGUGCGAGUGCUGAGGGAGAUCGUGCACAAGCCGGGGCCGAUUAUCCUUACCGUGGCCAAGUGCUGGGACCCGUCUCCGCAAGGUUACUUCACUCUGCCGCGAAAUGAACCUAUUCGACCAAUUGACCCAGCGGCAUGGGUCAGCCACUCAGUAGCUAUGACCGGCGCCUACCCGGCCUUCCCGGGAAGCUCCUCUCUAAGUACCAUCACUUCCUCCUCUUCCGUCACAGAGCCCGAGCGUUUCGACGACUUCAAUUUGUCACUCCACUCGGACAUGGCGUCCGUGGCCAAGGCCAUGGCGUCCCCAGAGUCGGGGCUGGAAGUUCGAGAUCGCAUGUGGCUGAAAAUCACCAUCCCCAACGCUUUCCUCGGCUCUGAUGUAGUGGAGUGGCUAUUCCACCACAUCGAGGGAUUCCAGGACCGCCGCGAAGCCAGGAAGUAUGCCAGCAAUCUGCUGAAGGCCGGCUUCAUCCGUCACACGGUCAACAAGAUCACCUUCUCGGAACAAUGCUAUUAUGUCUUCGGGGACUUGAGUGACUGUGAGAAUUAUAUGGCCAACCUGUCUCUGAACGACAACGACGGAUCCAGCGGGGCCUCAGAUCAGGACACCUUGGCACCACUGCCUCUCCCCGGGGCGUCACCCUGGCCUAUGAUGCACACGUUCCCCUACCAGCCCUACGCCGCCCAUCCUUACUCUAGCCAGCCUCCUCCAUACCACGAGCUCACCAGCUACAGCUACACACCGGGAAGCACGGGCAGCCAGCACAGCGAAGGGAGCCGAAGCAGCGGGUCGACGCGAAGCGAAGGGGAACGACGCCGAGGCAGCAAAGGGCCCGGCAGCACGGUGGGCGGCGGGGAGAAAUCUCCCUGCGGGGGCGAUGCUGGCGGAGGUGACUCGCGCUCCGGCAGCGGCAGCGAAUCGGAAUAUUCUACCCGGAGCAGCUUAAGGCGCGGCCAUGGCUCUGCCGCUCCCAGCGAGCAUAGCCACGCUUCCUCCCAGCGCUCGCAUCAUCACCGCAUGCCGCAGCCCCCCCACAUGUCCCCAUACCCGCCAGGCAUACUUCCCUACAACCCCAUGAUGGUGAUGAUGGUACCUCAGCACCCGCACCCGGCUAUGGCUAGCGCUCACGCGCUUCCUCACGCACAGCAGCUAGCCACAGGACCCGUGCACCCCGCUCUGCCACCGCCCCUUUCGUCGGCUUCAGCCGGACCUCCCGGCGCGCCACCCACCCGCGACUUGGGUUCCGUGCCCCCCGAGCUGACUGCGUCCCGCCAGUCUUUCCACUUGGCCAUGGGGAACCCCAGCGAGUUCUUUGUGGACGUCAUGUAGUCGUGGCGUCCGCGACGCGAGAUCGGCGUGUGGCUCCCGCUUGUUUCGGUGCUAGUUGAUUACGCUUUUCGAAAUUUGGUGAGAACAGGGUUAUGUAUCGACAAAAUCAGACAUUCAACGAGCGUGGGAGUAAAAAUGUCGCGUAGUCUCAAAAGUAUCAAUCAAGUUUCAGAUGCGAGAGGCGUCAUUUUCGUGCGCUUUCUUUGGACUUUGCUAAUUCUUUGGUCACAUUGUGAUUGCUCUUAGGCAAUCCAGACCGAGCGCGAAACUGUCAAACGCUAAAGGUUACCGUUCGGACCAAGGAUUAGAUCCUGUCGCGUCUCCGUUUUGAGCGCAUCACGCACACCAGGUACUCUUUUACGGCAUUGUUUGACAAUGAACGUGUGCGUUUCUCGGUAGGAUUCAACACCUAACACCGAGCUGUAAUGUGAACGGUCCAAAAACGCGCGAGUCAACUGUUGCGUUUCGUUGUCACAUACCGAGUUGUGACGUGUACUGUACAGUGGCUGCUUUGUGGUACAGUUUGGUAAAAAAAACAAAACACCAUUCAAAAAGCGGUACUUUAAAAAACAAAAACAAAAAAAAAAACAUAGAAGUUUACUGUGAUUCACAAGCCUUUUUUUGUUUGUUUGUUAACUGACGAUUAUUCUUCUUUUUUUUUUUUUUUUUUUUUUUUUUUUUUUACUACGAGUGACCAUAUAGUUCAUGUAUAACCCAAAUAUCAAGGUGCGAAAUGAAGAGUCAUCCUUUCAAUGUUGAUUUCAUAUUGCUAACUUUUGUCAAAAGAAUAAAACGUGAUUUUGACCCUUUUUUUUGUUGAAGUGUUCAUAAAAGAAAAAAAAAAAAUCAAUAGAAAACAAAACCAAAUUGAAUUUCAAUUAGUUUAUUGUUAGCAGACGUCCAAUCCAUUUGAACUGGAUCAAAUGGAUCAGACAUCUAUCUCCGUCAACGGCAGCUAAACAGAAUCGUGAGCAUAGAAUAUCUGCUAUAUUGUAUUGAGACAACACAAAGGCGGCUUCAGUCAAGCAGUUGACCCAAUGAAUAA